AGUUUGAUUAUAUCUUACAUGAUGGAAUUAAUCAAUAAGAAAUGUAAUGCUCUGGACGCUGAUUCAAUUGAUUAUACGUUGCACAUAUAAUGUACAGUGAUCGUUUAUUGGUAGGGCAUAUCGUGUUAGGAUAUAACAGACGAAGUGAUUUUAUCAAAAUGGACGGGAAGUUAACAGAUAAUGAUAUGGACCAGCUGGAGCAAUGGAUAGGUACAGGUCAUAAAACAUUUAAACUUCUCUACGCCAUUACAAGAGAUGGAUGCAAUGCUACAACGUUCCAUCAGAAAUGUAACGACCAGGGACCUACAGUCACAUUGUUGUAUAACCCACAAGGAUCGGUGUAUGGUGGUUAUGUACAGGAAAGCUGGAAAAAUUGUGGCAGCUGGAUGAACGACACUUCCGCCUUUCUGUAUCAGCUACGAUUUAAUGGGAAUGAUAAACGUACUAAAUUUCCGAUAAAAUCUGGAAAGUCUGGGCAUGCUCUAUAUUGUGGUUCACCCUACGGUCCAUUAUUUGGUUAUGAAAAUGGUUAUGGCCUCCUAACCUUCACAAACACAGUCAACAACUCAGGUUCCUACUUUGCUCUCAAUGGUAGCAUGGGAAUUGGGAAGUACUACGACAAUCAAGGUGUUACUGCAGACCAGAUUAAUAAUGGUAACAUGAACGUCACCGAGUUAGAGGUUUAUAAAGUCGAAGAUGGGAAGAGGUCAAAGCCUAUAAAGCAGGAGAACUUGAAACCAUGGCGAAAGACUAAAAGCUGGAAUGAACAGUAUCUAAAUGAACUAACUGAGGAUAUUGUAUCUUUUAAACCAAUCCCUGACUUGAAGGUGACAGAUGCCCGAAUUUUGAUCAUUGGUCCAGUUGGUGCUGGAAAGUCGAGUUUUUUCAACACUAUCAAUUCGAUAUUUCGAGGUCGAAUUACACAGAAGGCGCGUAGUGGUAGCGCAGAGCAAAGCCUUACGACUGCUUACACCCCAUACAAGGUAAAGGUCAAGUCGGGGGCACCACUGAACUUCCGGUUAUGUGACACACGUGGUUUAGAAGAGUCCCAGGGUCUGGAUGUAGUCGAGUGUAACUAUUUGCUGGAUGGUAAUAUGCCAAAUUAUUAUCAGUUUCAUCCAACCAUACAGAUAACACUAAAAUCGCCUGGUUUCAAUGCAAAUCCUACCGCGAAUGACGUCAUACACUGUGCAGUUUUCGUUUUGGACGCCAGCACAUUGGAGAUCUUGACACCAAAAAUUAUAGAAAAAAUGAAAGCAUUUCAAAGGAUAAUGAAUCAGAAAGAAAUACCACAACUUAUCCUUCUUACAAAGGUAGAUAAACUCUGUAAAGAAGUCGGAGAAGAUGUGUCAUUGGUCUUUAAGAGUCCGGAAGUGGAGCAACACGUGGAAAAGGCCUCGCAACUCCUCGGACUACCACCUGCAAACGUUCUUCCCGUAAAGAAUUACCACAAUGAAGUAGAGCUCGAUGAAAGCAUUAGUAUACUGGCAUUGUUGGCUUUGCGCCAAAUUUUGAAUUUUGCCGAAGAUUUUCUGGACCAUAUGUUGGAUAAAAAAGAGGACGAAGAAAAAGGGAUGGAAAAACUUAAAUCAGAAAACUAAGAGACUCGUGAUCGGACCUUACAGGUUCCAUAAUAACCGCUGUGUGGACGCAUCUACGGAUGUUUUAAAUUAAAAAAAUACCAUUUUUAUUCCUAAAUAUUGAAUUAUGCUGAAGCCGGUACCAGUACCGUCCAUGAACAGGCUCAAUUCAACCAAGCCUGUAUCACUUUCAAUUUUGCCGUUUUGGACGUUCUUUAGGAGGCAAAUAAGAAAUUCAAUGUAAUUACAAUAAUUUAAGAACACUAAACAGCAGCUACAUCUGUAUUUUGAAACAUAUGGAUUUUCAAGGUUUAAAGGGACUCCACUGAGGUUUUUUGACAUGAAGGGACUGAACAUAUUUUUUCCAGAUAAAUGUACCAUUUGAAGUAGGUUUAGACCACUAAUUUUUGUGCAAAAUUUCAUUCGCGCACUUCGUUUUUCCAGAAUAAUUAUUCAAAUUGUAAAACAAUGACCCAAAAUGAAAAGCGCUUUUCACUCAAAUCGGGCUAAGAAAAGCAUAAAAAUACGAUUUUCAAUUUAUUUCAAAGUAUAUUUCUUAACUAUCUUUGCAUAUAUGUUUGUUUAACGUGCCCCAGCUCAUUUAUGUAAAAAAUUCAAAUGUUAGGUUUUUAGGCUUUUAGACCACAGUGGAAUCCCUUUAAAGAAAUGUUAAAAUUUGCCGAGCAAAAUUCUUAAGGUUACAAAUUCUUUGAUGAUUUCCAAGCACUGGAAAUGGGGCUUUUGAUAAGCGACCUCUUUUUUUUGGAUUCGUUUCUUCAGUUUAUUUCGUUAAUGGCUGUGACCCUAUUAAAUACAUUUACCUAUAUUAUCCAUAAUUUUACCGUUUCACUAUUAAUGACUUUCUAAUGAAAUCCUUAUAAUAUAAUAUGAUUAUAAAUUCAUUUUUGAAUUAUUGUAUUUCAAACAGAUGUAUGUAAGAGGCUACAAUGUUUUUUAUAUUCUGUAAGGAAUAUUCCAAAACAAUUCUCUAAGAAGUUUAAAUAUAGUUCACACCUUUCUGUUUCUUUGCAUAUUCAAUAAAAGUGUAUUUUGUUCAAAA
This is a messenger RNA of Ruditapes philippinarum (Manila clam), 2640 nucleotides long. Its product is annotated as interferon-induced protein 44-like. The record is from RefSeq and is a predicted model, not a curated record. Gene Ontology annotation, molecular function: GTP binding. The transcript is spliced from 7 exons. Lineage: Eukaryota; Metazoa; Mollusca; Bivalvia; Venerida; Veneridae. The coding region runs from base 90 to 1601 and encodes 503 amino acids.